Molecule: messenger RNA, 1241 nt
Organism: Zingiber officinale
Lineage: Eukaryota; Viridiplantae; Streptophyta; Magnoliopsida; Zingiberales; Zingiberaceae
Product: nudix hydrolase 8-like
Exons: 9
Coding region: 22-1059 (345 amino acids)
Molecular function (GO): ADP-ribose diphosphatase activity; NADH pyrophosphatase activity; NAD binding
Source: RefSeq, a predicted model, not a curated record
GUGACAUCAAAAUAAACAAAAAUGGCUUUCACUAGAGCUCCUACAUCACUUCCUUCACUCAACUAUGCCUUCCAAGGAAACAAAUAUCCAAGUAUGGCUCAUCUUAACUGCAGCACAAAGGUAACAGAUUUGACGUUCAAGCUACCUUUCUUCAAAGCACCAAAUCCAAUAAAGUAUUUGGAUCGGUUACCGAACAUAGACCACAGGAACAAGAGAAGUGCCAACCGUGCAAACCUGAGCACGACAGAGACCUUAACUGUUGAAUUGUUGGAUGCCUGGGAAGACGAUUACGAUGGAGUUAUCAUCAACUCACAGUGUUUGCCGAAUAGUUCAAAUGCAUUUUCAUCCGUCCUUCAAUCUUCAGUUUCUCACUGGAAACUAAUGGGAAAGAAAGGGAUUUGGCUCAAGAUACUGGAAGAACAGGCAGAACUUGUGCCAAUUGCUCUAAAGGAGGGUUUUAGCUAUCACCAUGCUGAUCCAGGAUAUGUAAUGUUAACCUACUGGAUUCCUGAUGAACCUUGCAUGCUUCCUGGCACGGCAACUCAUCAAAUUGGAGUAGGAGGAUUUGUUAUCAACGAUAACAAAGAGGUGCUAGUUGUGAAGGAAAAGAAAUGCCCUUCAAGGUGCUAUGGGAUAUGGAAGUUACCAACUGGGUUCGUCAACAAGUCGGAAGAAAUAUUUUCUGGAGCGGUAAGAGAAGUCAAAGAAGAGACAGGGAUCGAUACUACCUUUGUAGAACUACUUGCGUUCAGGCAUGCUCACUAUGUGGCUUUUGAGAAAUCCGACUUGUUUUUUAUAUGCAUGCUCAAACCGGCAUCAUCUGAAAUCACCAUCGAUGAGUCUGAGAUCGCAGCAGCCAAGUGGAUGCCUCUUGAUGAAUUUUUGGCUCAGCCAUUCCAUCAGGAGGACAGGAUGCUGAAGAACAUUAUGGAUAUCUGUGUCUCAGCCUGCGAAAACAAGUACCGUGGAUUCACUGCUUCACAGAUCAUGUCGAAGCUCGAUGAUAGGUUGUCCUAUCUUUACUGUCGAGAUCUGACUGCACUGAAGAAAGGAGAGUGAUGGAUUAUUUGCUAAUUAAUGUCGUUGAUGUCAUUGUAAUUUAAGAUUUAUCGAAGAAAUGCAUGAACCAGGCAUCGAGAAUGGCCGUCGAUGGUUGACAAUGUCAAUAAAGAUGUAUUAGAUGGCAUGGCCCUUCAAGUCAUAAGAAACAUUUGGUCAAACAUGCAAUCCAUGAAAGAGAA